AUGUCCAAAGUUUCUAAGAAUACAAACCCCAUAGUGGUAAUGAAACUGGUUAUGAAGGAGCCAUCAGAGAAUCGUAAAAGCAGGCAACUCUUUCCAACACCUGAAUUUAGAUCGAGGCUAGAAUUUGAUUCUAUAGCCUUAAGACAAAUCGCCCCUCACUGGUGCUUGAAGAAAUUAUUUGAAUACUGGAUGAAUUUUCUGAUGCAAAAGUUGGAUUCAAAGUGGUGGGAUUGGUUCUACUUUACUGAAAAGUUUCAAAACCUAAACAUAAGGGGGGAUGAGAAAGCUGCUACAAGAGCUGAUAAUAAAACCGACAACAUAAAACAUAAGUUCGAACGUCUAAAACAAGAAGUUGAGUCAACAAUUACAACGGCGAAGUCUCCGCAUCCCUUGAAAGAAGAAGUCUUGCCUGCCAACGAAAUCAUCCAACUCAUCCGAGGCAUCGAGGGCCUGUCCAUCUUUAGAGGACAACCACUUGCAGAUUUUCCAAGCAUCGAGGCCACACACAAAUCAACUAAUGAGAUACUGGAGGAGGUUUUGGAUAUGUUGAAAAAGUUUGUAGAUUCAGAAAAUUAUGCAAUCGAAGUGCCAUCAAGAGGCAAACAAAAUCAGGAGUUCGACGAAGAAAGUGAAUCUAUGAAGCUCAUGCCUACCAGUACUUUUUUACGUAAACUGACAGACAAACCCAACGAUAUAUUUACAGUGACUAUUUCUGUUCUCUUAGAAAUAUUUAAGUUGUGCAACGCAAACAUACAUGCAAACAUAAGAGAUAUUUAUUAUACCAAUACGACACUAUACAAAAAUCAGCAAAGAAUUAGCUCUGUUAUUGAUGACUUAUGUUGCAUACUUCGUUGUCAUCGUUACUGUCUACACUUGUUCGCUACUGACAAAGGAGUCGUUUUGGGUAACAUGAAGUACAUAUAUAAUGGCAAGGAAGUUGAUUGUUCGAGUGACGAGUUUGGACAACCGAUCCCGGCAAGGACCGACUUGCUUACUAGUAUGAGCACUGACGACGAGGAUUUGGCAUUCAUCAUAGUAGUGGAGAAACACAGCGUGUUUAUGCGGUUGGCUCAAGAUUUAUUUUGGAAGAAAUUUAAAUGUAUCAUGAUCACCGCCAGUGGAAUGCAAGAUGUGGGCUCUAGGUAUUUUCUAAGAAUGGCAGAGACGACGUUCAAGAGACCCGUGUAUGCUCUUUUUGAUUCAAAUCCAUAUGGGGCUAGAAUUCUAUGUACUUAUCGUUAUGGGUCAGACAACAUGUCAUAUGAUAGUAAGAGUUUGGCCACCUGA
Messenger RNA from Rosa rugosa (rugosa rose), 1287 nucleotides. RefSeq names its product DNA topoisomerase 6 subunit A-like. Gene Ontology annotation, cellular component: nuclear chromosome. Lineage: Eukaryota; Viridiplantae; Streptophyta; Magnoliopsida; Rosales; Rosaceae. Gene Ontology annotation, biological process: meiotic DNA double-strand break formation; meiotic DNA double-strand break processing; reciprocal meiotic recombination. Bases 1 to 1287 code for a protein of 428 amino acids. The record is from RefSeq and is a predicted model, not a curated record. The transcript is spliced from 4 exons. Gene Ontology annotation, molecular function: DNA binding; DNA topoisomerase type II (double strand cut, ATP-hydrolyzing) activity; ATP binding.